AUGUACGCCAGUAAAGUGGGAAAAAUCAAGAGUCGACUGCCUGUGGUGGCAUGGCGUGAGUGUCAGGAUGUAACGGAAGGAUCAAAGGGCAGGAAAGCAGAAGCCUCAACAGCCUGGAUGCAGUUACUCGAAGGCUAUAUAUCCCGAUCGCAUAUACACGGUUUAUAUGUGCUAUUUUUACCAACCAUGCGACGCCGCAUGCGAGUUCUCUGGUCUUUGGCCUUGAUCUGUGCUUGUUCUGUGCUGAUUUACGUGAGCUAUCUGUUGGCGAAGCGCUAUCACAACAAGCACUUUCAGACGACUAUAGCCAACUCGCAUGCCCCCAUGCAUCAGAUUGCCUUUCCAGUGGUCAUAAUAUGCAACAAGAAUCGCUUGAAUUGGUCACGAUUGGCAGAGGUUCGGAGCCGAUACAACAUUACCCCAUCCCAGGAGCCCCUGUUCGAGCGUAUACUAACUGCCUACGAUGGUUUGAGUUUCCACCAAUUUAAAGUCUUUGAAUCUCUGGAGAAUCAGCCGCUGCAGGCUCUCAAUCAUUUGAAUUUCACUCAGAUUGUCAGCGAAAUGUCCUGGCGAUGUGAUGAGAUCCUCAGCGAUUGUAGCUGGAGUACGGCAGCUCGGAAAUGCUGUCAUCUUUUCCGGCCACGUCGUCUGCCUUUGGGAUACUGUCUGGCGUUCAAUGAGCUGGAACAGCGGCGUAAUGGUGCCUCUGGCAUUGGUACAGGAUUGCUGUUACGGCUCCUGCUCAAUGCCGACCAGCAUGCACCAGGGAAUCUGGAGUCCAAAGGAUUUAUUCUGAACAUAGUGGAGUCCUCAGUGUGGUUCGGCUAUCCCAUCGAAGUGAUGCCCCACACACGGACCAAUGUGGCGGUUACCGCCGUCUAUCACUACUUCGAUGAGAGUACCCUGAGCCUGCCCUCUAGUCGGCGCCUCUGUGUGAUGGACUACGAGCAGGGGAGCGAGCACUUCCACACGCUGAUGGGGCAGAAGUACAUGCUGGAGAACUGCCAGGCCGAGUGCCAGCAGAGGUACCUGCUCCGCUACUGCAACUGCACCUUGGAUCUGUUCUAUCCGCCCUCGAAUUACACCGCCUGUCAGGCAAUAGAUCUACCCUGCCUGGCGGCCCACCAGCACCUGCUGCAGAACUUUGAGCAUUACGGGGAGCAUCCCUAUGUCCAUAGAGAGGAUGCGGGUCUCAUGUGCGACUGUCUGCACAACUGCAAGUCGCUGACCCUCGUGACGGAGCUGCGAAAGAGCGUCCUGCAGCCCUGGCUGCAGCCCAAUGCAUCGCUGACCAAUGGCAUGUGGCUGAAUGUGUUCUUUAAAAAACCCUCGAUGUUGAUCUACAAAACCAAACUGAUCUACACCUGGGUAGAUUUGUUGGUUUCCUUUGGUGGCAUUUGCCAGCUGUGUCUUGGCUGUUCGAUGAUCAGCCUCCUCGAGUUUCUAUUCUUUGGACUGCUCAAAGUGCCACGCUUUUAUUGGCAGAGGAUGAGGCAAUAG
Drosophila persimilis is the source of this 1500-nucleotide messenger RNA. Its product is annotated as pickpocket protein 19. Gene Ontology annotation, molecular function: ligand-gated sodium channel activity. Bases 1 to 1500 code for a protein of 499 amino acids. Gene Ontology annotation, biological process: sodium ion transmembrane transport. NCBI's taxonomy places the organism in Eukaryota, Metazoa, Arthropoda, Insecta, Diptera, Drosophilidae. The transcript has 4 exons. The record is from RefSeq and is a predicted model, not a curated record. Gene Ontology annotation, cellular component: membrane.